UUAUGUUGUACGCCGCCCUGAGUCCUUUGGGAGAAGGACGGCAUAUAAAUCCAAUAAACAAACAAACAAAAAACUAUCAUAGGAUAUGCAAUAUAGAUAAUUGCAUGCUACAUAUAAAUAAAUUGUCAAUUUUUUAAAAGGAAUUUAUCUGCCCAUUUAAGGGAAGAUCAAAAAUCAAAGCUCAAGAGGGCUUAGUUGCAAACACUAGUGGGAUAAUAAAUAUGCCUUUAUCAAAAUAGAUUUAUGUAGAAAAUAAUAAUUGCAUCCAGAAGGAACAAGAUUGAUAAAAGAUUUGUUCAUCCAGUGAUCAUAAUUACAACUUUUUAAUUUUAUGAAGCAGCUAGAGAUUUGAACUCACUGGAAUGAAAUGGUUAUGGUGUAGGGGCUCAUGGGAAAAAGUAUGAGUCUACUUACAGAUGUAUGUAUCUAAAUCUAAUCCCAGUCCACUGAAUUAGAAAACGAGGCAUGCUUCUAAGUCACAAACCCAGUUAGUUAUUUCUUUCUUAAACUAUUUUUUAUGACAUGUUUUACUUAUUGAUCCUACAAAAUAAAACUUUUUUUCAAUAAAAGUUCUGGUAAUUAAGUAAGCUUAAUGAUGUGUUAGUGUUUCAUUUAUAGCAGUGAUUCUUAAAGGGUGGUCCUAAAAUUCUGGGAAGUCUCCCCAAGACUCUCAGGGGACCACAAGAUCACCAUUAUUUCCCAGCCUAUGUUGAAAAAUAAUGCAAUAUUAAAACUCCAACAAGCAAUUCUUAGAAGUGGUACCAACAAAUGUGUCAGUUUUUGUUUUUAAUACAUGAAAUAUUGAUAAUUGCCUCCAUACACACAAAUCUCUUGAGGUCCUUCAUAAUUUUUAAAAGUGAGAAGGGUCCUGAGAAAAAAAAAGUUUAAGAAAAACUGAUUUAUAACUAUAUUUAGCUAUAACCCUCAAAGUUGCUUGGGUGCUAUUAUGUAAGAAUCACUCAAAUCUUUCCAUCUAAUGUUCCUCCUUGUUCAAUCAUAGUUUAAUUAUUAUAGAUUGAAGCAGGUUGGAAUAUCAUAAAAGACCCAGGUGGCAAGGAUCAGUGCUUUGGGUUCAUUUUCAAGAAGGUAAUUUUGAAACCAGGGGUACAAAAAAUAGCAUCUGUUUGCUUUCCUUGGAUCACAGGAAUCUCUAAACCUAACAUGGUUAUGUUGUCCUGGAAGAUAGUGCCUAGCUGCUCUAAUCUUGCAGAUGUUCAUUAAAAGGUAUUUUUCCCACAUGUAUAUUAGAGCUUUUGAUAAGUAAUUGGGUUAUAUUGGAUUAAAUCUAGAAUGACCAUUCUCUGAAUGGAAAAUCUUACAUGUAGAAGGAAGUGGAAUCCAGCAGAGGCUCGUGCCAAGGUGGUAAUGGGGAGGAGUUGAUUUUGCCCUUUCUUAUGGACAGGUAAGCAACAGGUAGAAAUUGUUGGAACCAUCUCAUUUAGAUGUUCUAAUUAAAACUGAUUCUAAAUCCCUGGAUAAUUGAUUCAGAUCUAUGUUUAAGCAAGUAUAAUUGCUUUCAUUUCAUCUUGCAUUGUGAAGACAAUAAGGCUAAUGUGAAAUUUAUGAUGUGAGCAUAGAAAUCAAGUUUCAUUCUGAUCAGUCUUAAACAUCAAGGGAGAGAAAACUAUUAUACUGUGAUUAACUUGAAGAAACAUUGCCAUUCUGAAAUGUCAACCUAAUUAAUUCAAUAUCCUUUUAUCAGAGGAAGUAGAUAAAGUUUUCUGCAACACUAGUAUGAACUGAUGUUGCUCCCAGGUCUUUAUUUUGCUAUUAUGAGGUACAGCCUUUAUAUAUAAGCAUUUAUUUUUUACCUUAGAAAUAUUUUGAGCAUUCACCCAGGUAUAUAUUACCCUUAGAGGGAAAGAAUUUAAUGGAGAACUGAAUUUAUAAUUAUUAUAUUCUAUAUUACAAUAUUAAAUAUAUUGAAGCAUUUGUGCUUAGAUGGAGAUGAUCCUAAUCAUCAGUAUAUUGGGUCUUGGAUCCUGAAAAUUUCUCCAUAUAUUUUUUCCUCUCAAUAACUCACUUUACAAGGUGAGGAUUUUCCUUUACUAAAACAACCAAGCUUUGAUUGUACGGGUAAUCCUCGAUUUACAACUAUUAGUGACCAAAGUUACAAUGGCACUGAAAAAAGACACUUAUAUGGCCAAUUUUCUAACUUACAACCAUUGCAGCAUCCCCAUGGCUACAUGAUCAAAAUUUGGGUGCUUGGCAAGUGGCAUGUAUUUAUGACAGUUGCAGUGUCCCGAGGUCAUGAUCACCUUCUGCUAUCUUCUAACAGGCAGAAUCAAUGGGGAAGCCAGAUUCAUUUAAUAAACAUGUUAUUAACUUUAACAACUGCAGUGAUUUGCUUAACAACUGGCAAGAAAGAUCUUCAAAUCGGGCAAAGUUUAUUAUAAUGCCAGAUGUUGCUUGUCCAUAGGUAAACACAUUUGUAUAUAUGGCAAUCAUAUGGAUUAAUUUAAAUAUUGACCAGUUUCUUUAACAAUGAAAUUAGCUUUAUUCUGAAUGUAUUUGAUAGUUCAAAAGUAUUUUUAAUACAGUGUCAUAAAUUGUCAUAAUUGUGGGCAUAGAUGGUUUUAAAGAGAAAUUAUGAAAAAAAAAUGGAUUCCAUUAGUAGUAGCUAUUGGAUAAUAUUUUUCUUAGGGGGGGGGAGAAAUAAGUAACUGUAAUCUCAUCUUUAUUAUUCAUUUAUAAACAACUCAAGGUGGUGAGUGUAUCUAAUACUCCUUCUUCCUCCUAUUUUUCCCAACAACAAGAGGCCUGUGAAGUAUGUUGAGCUAAGAAAGAACAACUGGCCCAAAGUCAUCCAACCAGCUUUCAUGCCUGAGGCAGGACUAGAACUCCAUAUCUCCUAGCUUCCAGCCAAGUGCCUUAACCAUUAGAACAAACUGCCUCAUUUUUCCCUUUUUUUCAUGCAACAGAGCUUUUAUCUCGAAAAAUUCAUAUGGUAGACAAUGUUACUAGCCCAGAUAAAUCGGGAUUCUCAGGGAAUGACAGAGUUCUCUGGAGGAGGGAUGGAAGCUCAGCAUGUCACUCUCUGUUUAACAGAAGCUGUAGCUGUACAAGAUGGAGACAACUUGGACAAUAUGGAAGGAGUGAGCUUACAGGCAGUUACUCUUUCUGAUGGAUCCACUGCCUACAUACAACACAACUCAAAAGAUGGCAAAUUAAUGGAUGGCCAGGUGAUACAGCUGGAAGAUGGCUCAGCUGCCUAUGUCCAACAUGUUCCCAUGUCUAAAAGUAAUGUAGGAGACAGUCUUCAUUUAGAAGAUGGGCAGGCAGUUCAGCUUGAAGAUGGAACAACAGCCUUUAUACAUCACACUUCAAAAGACAGUUACGACCAGAGUGCCCUGCAAGCAGUACAACUAGAAGAUGGGACCACUGCUUACAUUCACCAUGCAGUACAAGUGCCACAAUCGGACACCAUAUUAGCUAUUCAGGCAGAUGGCACAGUGGCAGGUCUUCACACGGGAGAUGCUACUAUUGACCCAGAUACCAUAACUGCUCUCGAACAAUAUGCAGCCAAGGUGUCUAUUGAUGGAAGUGACAGCGUUAGUAGCACUGGGAUGAUAGGUGACAGUGAACAAGAUAAAAAAAUGCAGAUUGUCUUGCAGAGCCAUGGCACAAGAGUAACAACUAAGUCCCAGUCAACUGGAGAUAAGGCUUUUCGCUGUGAUUAUGAUGGCUGUGGAAAAUUGUACACUACUGCUCAUCACCUUAAGGUACAUGAAAGAUCACACACAGGAGAUCGGCCAUAUCAGUGUGACCAUCCAGGUUGUGGAAAAGCAUUUGCAACAGGUUAUGGAUUAAAAAGUCAUGUCCGAACUCAUACUGGAGAGAAGCCUUAUAGAUGUUCAGAAGAAAACUGCACAAAGUCAUUCAAGACUUCAGGAGACCUGCAGAAACAUAUAAGAACCCAUACAGGUGAAAGACCCUUCAAGUGUCCCUUUGAAGGAUGUGGUAGGUCAUUUACAACAUCUAACAUCAGAAAGGUUCAUAUCAGGACACAUACAGGAGAAAGACCAUAUUAUUGUACAGAGCCAGGAUGUGGAAGGGCAUUUGCCAGUGCAACUAACUAUAAGAAUCAUGUGAGAAUACAUACAGGGGAGAAGCCUUAUGUAUGUACAGUCCCUGGCUGUGAUAAGCGUUUUACUGAAUAUUCCAGUUUAUAUAAACACCAUGUGGUACAUACGCAUUCUAAACCUUACAACUGUAAUCACUGUGGAAAAACAUACAAACAGAUUUCUACUCUUGCAAUGCACAAGCGAACAGCACACAAUGAUACUGAGCCAAUAGAGGAAGAACAAGAAGCUUUUUUUGAGCCACCUCCAGGUCAAGGUGAAGAUGUUCUCAAAGGAUCACAAAUAACAUAUGUAACGGGUGUUGAAGGAGAAGAUGUUGUUUCACAAGUUGCUACUGUGACUCAGACUGGGCUGAGUCAGCAGGUAGCACUUAUUUCUCAAGAUGGAACUCAGCAUGUUAAUAUAUCUCAGGCUGACAUGCAGGCCAUUGGAAAUACUAUCACUAUGGUAACACAAGAUGGCACUACCAUCACAGUCCCUGCACAUGAUGCAGUUAUUUCUUCUGCAGGAACACAUUCUGUUGCAAUGGUCACCGCGGAAGGCACGGAAGGACAACAGGUUGCCAUUGUGGCUCAGGAUUUAGCAGCUUUUCAUAGUGCUUCACCAGAAAUUGGACAUCAGCAACAUGGACAUCAUUUAGUCAGUGCAGAAUCUAGACCUGUUACUUUGCUGGCAACAUCCAAUGGAACACAAAUAGCAGUGCAGCUUGGAGAACAACAGUCUUUGGAAGAAGCAAUUCGAAUAGCUUCCAGAAUACAACAAGGUGAAACACCAGAAAUUGAUGAUAAUUCAUAACUUGGCUAAAGGAACUAUAGAAUUCUAUUUUAUUUUUGUUCAACAAAAGUCUAUGCCAGGUGAAAAUCAUAAAAUGUUUUUCCUCCACUAAUACUGUGCAUAUACUUUACGCAACAGUGAAGAACAUUUAAAGUGUAUAAUGUUUAUGUAUAAGAACUUUGGGAAUACCAAAUUCCAUCUCUUAAGAUUCAUUAUUCUCUACCCAGGACAAAGAAUUAGGUUUUGUAUUAAAUUUACUUGCUUAUAUUCCAAACCAAACUAAAGACAAGCAACAGUCACAGAAGAAAUGCUGGAAUUAAUUUUAAAGUCAUACAAAAUCAACGAAGGCAUUAUUGAAGAUUUCAACUCUUUAAAUCAUAACAGCAAUCAUCAUUCAAAAUCCUUUGGAAGCACGAAUUUAAUUGUUUCUUAUAUGCAGUUUUGAAUUUUGAAACCUUUGUAAAUAUUCCAUUUUAAUUGUGGUUCAUACACAUGUUGAACAUUUAUCAUUUUUUGUUUCCUCUGCCGUCUCACUGAUUGUAAAUACAAACAAUUGCCAGAAUUGCUAUUAUAUUGUCUUUGAAUUGGAUUAUGUAUAAAAUGAAACUUUGGUUGUUCAAUAUUAAAGGAAUUAAAACUGGUGUUUCUACUUA
Thamnophis elegans (Western terrestrial garter snake) is the source of this 5509-nucleotide messenger RNA. It is a transcript of the gene ZNF143, whose product is annotated as zinc finger protein 143. Gene Ontology annotation, molecular function: DNA-binding transcription factor activity, RNA polymerase II-specific; RNA polymerase II cis-regulatory region sequence-specific DNA binding. Gene Ontology annotation, cellular component: nucleus; transcription regulator complex; PcG protein complex. The record is from RefSeq and is a predicted model, not a curated record. The transcript is spliced from 16 exons. The coding region runs from base 2955 to 4877 and encodes 640 amino acids. Lineage: Eukaryota; Metazoa; Chordata; Lepidosauria; Squamata; Natricidae. Gene Ontology annotation, biological process: regulation of transcription by RNA polymerase II; central nervous system development.